CCCCUUCUGAGGUCCAAAAGCUUCUCAGAAUCUCAUGUCAAGUUCAGCGUUGUCGUCAUCUUCCACAAGCAUGAAGAUUGGGUUUGUGGGAUUUGGCCGCUUCGCGCAAUUUCUGGCGAAGACAUUUGUCAGACAAGGGCACACUCUUCAUGCUACUUCUCGCUCUGAUUAUUCCACCCUCUGUUCCCAAUUAGGGAUUCAAUUCUAUAGGGAAGUGACCACAUUCCUUGACGCCGACAACGACGUCGUACUCAUCAGCACAUCCAUUCUUUCCCUACCAGAGGUUCUCAGAUCCAUGCCACUUGAUCGACUCAAAAAACCUGUACUCUUUGUUGAUGUACUUUCAGUCAAAGAGUUUCCAAGAGAAGUUCUACUACAGGUUUUGCCGGAGGAAUCGGAUAUUCUCUGCACGCACCCAAUGUUUGGACCAGUUAGUGGCAAUGAUGGGUGGAGAGAUCUAAAUUUCAUGUACGAAAAAGUUCGAAUCAGAAAUGAAGAUAUCUGCUCCAAUUUCCUCAAAAUCUUUGAAAGUGAAGGUUGCAGAAUGCUGGAAAUGACCUGUGAGGAACAUGAUCGAUUAGCUGCCAAGAGUCAAUUCAUCACACAUGCCAUAGGCAGGGCACUGGGAGAGAUGGAAAUCACGUCCACACCUAUCGACACCAAGGGCUUUCAGACACUUGUUCAAGUGAAGGACACCGUAAUGAGUAGUAGUCUUGACCUCUUCAGCGGAUUGUUCAUGCAUAACAGAUUUGCCAGACAAGAGCUGGAUAACCUUGAAAAUGCCUUGCACAAAGUCAAGGAGAUGCUGAUUCAAAAGACGAAUGAGGAGCAAGAGAAGACUGAAUGUUGAUGCUUUGCAUUGUUGACGAUUAAGCAGCAUUCCUGAGCGAUGUAUCAUCUUUUUCAAUUUCUUUCCCAUCCUAUGCCCUACAUCAGUCUAAAUCUUUCAUAUUUCUUUAUAAUAAAUUUCUCGUAGGGCUUGGAGAGAUAGGGAAAACUUCUUACACACUUGUUUUUAUGUUGCAUUAUUUCCGAACUCUACAAGAUGUUUACCAUCAAGAUUUGUAAAAGUUCCUUGUACUAUAAAAUUGAUCUUAUUUCUUUGUUUUUUUGGGGGCAAA
Messenger RNA from Neltuma alba, 1121 nucleotides. Its product is annotated as arogenate dehydrogenase 1, chloroplastic-like. The record is from RefSeq and is a predicted model, not a curated record. Gene Ontology annotation, biological process: L-tyrosine biosynthetic process. Bases 35 to 850 code for a protein of 271 amino acids. The transcript has 7 exons. NCBI's taxonomy places the organism in Eukaryota, Viridiplantae, Streptophyta, Magnoliopsida, Fabales, Fabaceae. Gene Ontology annotation, molecular function: prephenate dehydrogenase (NAD+) activity; NAD+ binding; arogenate dehydrogenase (NADP+) activity.